Molecule: messenger RNA, 2815 nt
Organism: Photinus pyralis (common eastern firefly)
Lineage: Eukaryota; Metazoa; Arthropoda; Insecta; Coleoptera; Lampyridae
Product: histone acetyltransferase type B catalytic subunit-like
Exons: 12
Coding region: 1293-2693 (466 amino acids)
Biological process (GO): subtelomeric heterochromatin formation
Cellular component (GO): nucleus
Molecular function (GO): histone H4 acetyltransferase activity; histone binding
Source: RefSeq, a predicted model, not a curated record
AGCUGAAAGCGAGUGAUUUUUUUAAAGCAAUUGGCACCAAUUUGAAGAAAAUCAUUUUAAGUUUAUUCCUCGGGCGUAAUUCGACAGCAGCAUGAGAUCAAAGGCUCAUUUAACAAAUUAAGGAAACAGGCCGUUCCUAUGUUAUUUAAUAAAAUUGCCGCAACAAAGCGUGACACCUGUUUUUAAUUAACAAGAUAACAAUAUAUCCAACGGACACCUGGUACUUUCAAUUUCGAUAACGUUUCUCUAUUCAACUGGAAUAUAUGACCAAUCAGAAUGCGAUAAACAGUUCAGGGCGAAAAAAAUUGUUGAGGGCGCAGAAGAGUUGAACAUGAUGAAAAAUGACCUGAGGAUUGUUGUGGCAUGCUUAUUUCUUUGGUAUUGGAGGCGCAAGAAGUAAAGAAAAGGGUAGAGAAUUUCACCUAGACAGGAGAUCGUGACUAACCCACUUCGAUCAAUCGGCCGAUGUAGCCCAGUCAGACAGCCGAUUGGGUGAGCUUUCGAAGUUACAGGUUCCCGAAGCUCAACAACCCAAAUGUGCGAAUUUCUGGCCCCGAUAGGAAGAGGAGAAGGAAAGUCGGGAUGCCCCAACUUUUAUCCUUAAACUCGUCCACCACAUUUAGGGGCGCAACCUCUAUCCAGAGAAAGGCUUCUAAGACAACUCGGCUCGCCAUUUAUUAAUACCAACGAUCCACUGAGUAAGGGAACAGCUAACCACUGGCGGAUCCUUAGCAUAUCCUCCUUCAGGGGAUGAACGUACUCGAACGGGAUCUCGAAGAUCUCGUACGAGAACAACCAUUCCCUGAAGUAACUGAAAAGGUGAUCGUCAGUGGAAUUUUCGAAUAAGCCACUGCAGACACUUUCAUCGUAAGCGCAUUUCCUUUCUCAUAGAGAUUAACUCAUUUUCCGGAACAAUAUCCCAUACCUCUUUAUCGCUUCAUUUGUUAGUUUUAUGUACUGAAUUUUAUCAGCAAGAAUAUUCGAAUUGUAAAUAAUUUGAAGCUACGCCACUGUGUUGCUGCUGAAACUUCCGAUGCGAUUCUGGUCGAACGCGGAACGAGCUUGCACGAACCUUAAAAAUGCACCAAUCAAAUCUCUCAGAUUAUUUUCCUAAGUUGAGCAUGCGUGGUACAUACACAAAAAUGUUGGCGGCAAUCCUUAAAGGAACCAUAGCUUACAUGUUACACUAACGGCUUCUAAAGCUGAAGAAGAAGAUUCCAUUUUGUUGUGAAAUCUGUACGUAACGGCGUGAUUUUUGGUUUUGCUAAAGAAUUACUUUUAGUGUCAUUGAGAUGUCUCGCCAUGAUUUGACACCAUGCAUACGAAAAUCGAAAUAUGCAUUCUUAGUUAGAAACCUGGUUGACAAGUCUCGCUAUUCGCAAACACCUAUACCAGAAACACAGGUGCUUCACGAUUUAGAAGAAGAGAUUGGACUCUUAGUUGAAUUGGGCUUGGAGACUGCUCCUGACACAUGGUGGAUUUCACCUGCAGUUUAUGCAGUUACUAUUAAUAUUGUAUUUUCACGACGUUGCCUUCCCCCUGCUAUAUGCAAGAGAAACUUCAAGCCAACGCAUGUCAAACAAGUGUUUGGCGACCGAGGUGAAAUAUAUGGGUACCGCAACCUACGAAUAGAUAUUUACUAUCUCGCAAACUCUGCCAAAUGUUACGUAGACACAAAAUACACCAGUAUGGCAAAUCCCGCUGAGUAUCCUACACCAGAUGAUAUAUUAGCCAAGCUAUCUCCGUGGCUUCCUGAUGAUUACAAAACAAACAUCAAUGAUUUCAUGGUAAAACUGUAUACAGAAAGGCGCUUUCAAAUGUUCGGUGCUGUCGUGGAAAGGGUACAGAUCUAUAAUCCAACUGAUGAAGCUUCCUAUAAAUAUAUUUUUACAUGUCCGGCGAAUGACGAUCCUCUAUUUAAACAAUUUCAUGUACGUUUUCAACGUAUGACGGUAUGGUUUUUUAAGGAAAUCAAACUAGACAACGUUCAGGAUCCCAACUGGAUUUACUUAUAUGUCUACGAAGAAAGAAAAAAUAAGAUGAAGGAAGUUGAAAGUUUAAACCCAGUAGGGUUUAUAUCAAUUUAUAAAUAUUUUCAUUAUCCCAAUCGAGUUAGAGCGAGGAUCAUGCAGUUGUUUGUGAUCCCCCCCUGUCAAGGGAUGGGUAUCGGAUCCCACCUAUUAAGAAACGCUUAUAGAGAAGUCGCAAGUCUUGAUGACGUUGUUGACAUUACAGUACUUGAACCAAAUGUGACAUUCACAAGAGUGAGGGAUUUUUUAGACUGCCAUCUUUUGAUGGAAUUCCCAGAGUUUGACAGUAACAAUGUACAUCAAGGAUUUAGCGAGUCGAUGUUCCAAGUUGCGAAUCGGGAAUACAAGUUAAACAGGCGACAAGUGAGACGGGCUUAUGAAAUUUUACGACUGUCAUACAUUGAAUGUAAUGUGUUGGAUCCAAAUUACACAAUAAUUUGGGGAGAAGUUGUGAACCGUUUAAAAAAUCCUUUUGUGAAAAGGGUUCGUAUUUUGGAAAAGCAUCUGCAAAAGCAUCCAAAUGAUAACCAAAGUACUAAGGAUUUGCAAAAUUUAAAUAGAAUCUUGGAAGACAAUGUUAUUAAAUAUAUGAACAGCAUUCAAGUGGCUGCGACAGCUCUUAAAAGAAAACUGUUAGAACAGUGUUUAGACCUACCACACUGAAUUAUUUUUGUUAAUUAUUCGCAAACAUGCAAUGUUUAAAACUACGCCAAAGAAGAAUUUUUGUUACUUUGUUCCUUUUUUCAUAUGUGUAAAAUCUCAAAAUAAAUGUUCUAUUCUUCAGA